UGUAGCGUUGAACAGCUUGCUGAUUAGAGCUAUAAUUUAGAUGAUGUUAGCUGACUCUAUUAAAACUACGGCAUCUUAUUCUUUACGAUUGCAAAUAUUAACAAUCCUGGGGAGAGACAUAUGUUACAUUAUAUUAAAAAUAAGCAAUUUAGAAGAGUUCUUUAUCAAGACACCACGGUGGUUAAGAGACAAAACCAUGUUGAAGAUCUUUCUGUUCCUUUUAAUUCUUGUAUGUGUUUCAUCAGAGUCCGAGGUAGAGAAAAACUGUUUAGUUUUGGCGCAAGAAACGUGUGCGAAAGAGUAUAAAAACUAUGUUAACGACCACGACAACUGCUGGGUGUACCAAGAUUUUAUUCAAUGCUUUCGUAAAUCCACCGACCCUAAGUGUUAUUCGAUAUUUUCAAAGUCUCACGAGUGUUUCACAGAACGCGCUACUAAGGUUUACAAGGAGAAAAAAAGCAGGUCAAAUUCAAAGCGUAACGAGAUGACCAUUCAAAGAAUGUUCCUUCUUGGAGUUGUCGUUACUUCGUUAUGUUAUUAAUGUAAAUUUAAAUAAAAAUAAACAUGCAAUGA
This is a messenger RNA of Octopus bimaculoides (California two-spot octopus), 573 nucleotides long. RefSeq lists its product as uncharacterized. Lineage: Eukaryota; Metazoa; Mollusca; Cephalopoda; Octopoda; Octopodidae. The record is from RefSeq and is a predicted model, not a curated record.